This is a messenger RNA of Klebsormidium nitens, 1396 nucleotides long. NCBI's taxonomy places the organism in Eukaryota, Viridiplantae, Streptophyta, Klebsormidiophyceae, Klebsormidiales, Klebsormidiaceae. The record is from the annotation of a GenBank genome assembly.
AUACGGCAUGUACUAAGCCAACGGCAAUGGCUGAGAAAUAGCUUGUGGUCUCGGCCAAACUCAAUUCACCCACCCUUCUCUGCUUCAUUCAGGCGACAGAGGCGCUCUCUCUCUGCUUAUACAGCCGAUCCUUGGUUGCUGAUACCCCUCAGAGCUUCAAGCAUGAGGCCUCUUCUGAUGAAGGGCCACGAGAGGCCCUUGACCUUCUUGCGGUUCAACAGAGACGGCGAUCUGCUGUUUUCGUGUGCAAAAGAUCACCACCCAACAGUGUGGUAUGCAGACAACGGGGAGCGAAUAGGCACGUACAACGGGCAUAAUGGAGCAGUUUGGUGCUGCGAUGUCACAAGAGACUCGAGUACUUUGGUCACGGGGUCGGCUGAUGCCACCGUCAAGCUAUGGGACGUGGCGUCGGGCCGCUGCCUGUACACGUUUGAUAUGAAGGUCCCUGUGAAGUCAACAGAGUUCUCUGUGGGGGAGAACUUGUUGCUCAUCACGACAGAUCCGUUCAUGGGGGCACCCUCACAGAUUCAUGUGAAGAGAAGAGCCAAGAAUGUGGAAGAUCAGGAGGAUGACACGUUGCUGACCAUCAAAGGACCUCAGGGAAGAAUCAACAGGGCUGUCUGGGGGCCAUUGAACAAGACGAUCAUAAGUGCUGGAGAAGACGGCGUGGUCAGGAUGUGGGAUGCGGAGACCGGAGAGCUGCUCGAGCAAAGAGAAGCCCACGAGAAGGCCAUCUCUAGCCUGGCGCUCUCACCAGACGGCUCGCACUUCAUCACUGCUUCCGCAGACAAGAGUGCCAAGCUCUUUGACACCCGGUCGCUAGAGGUUCUCAAGACUUACCAAGCAGAAGCCCGAGUAAACGCAGCUGCGAUCUCCCCACUGUUAGACCAUGUGGUGCUUGGAGGAGGACAAGAGGCUCAGAACGUGACAACGACCUCCUCAAGAGCGGGAAAGUUCGAGGCAAAGUUCUUCCACAAAAUCUUCGAGGAGGAGUUAGGUGGUGUGAAGGGUCAUUUCGGGCCCAUCAACGCCCUAGCAUUCUGCCCGGACGGCCGAGGGUUUGCAAGUGGCGGUGAAGAUGGUUAUGUACGGAUGCAUCAUUUUGACCCUCAGUACUUCACGAUGAAGGCUUAGAUAGCAGGACGGAAGGGAUAGCAGAGAGCGGAAGAAGGUUCGACUUGACCUUUUUAAGCAGUCCCAUGUGUAUGAUAAACGCCUAAUAAGUAGUGUUCAUGGUGCCUUGAACACAAGCCCAGCACUAAGGGCGUUUUCGCCCAACGGUUGCGUGUGUGCACACAUGGUCAACAGGUUGAUAGCAAUUUUCAACGUCUGCCAAGACGGUUGAAUCGGCGGCUCAAACAAAUUUUGCAUGGACGUUAGCUGUACCAGUCUGCAC